Molecule: messenger RNA, 762 nt
Organism: Gavialis gangeticus (Gharial)
Lineage: Eukaryota; Metazoa; Chordata; Crocodylia; Gavialidae
Gene: SRP14
Product: signal recognition particle 14
Exons: 5
Coding region: 62-394 (110 amino acids)
Biological process (GO): SRP-dependent cotranslational protein targeting to membrane
Cellular component (GO): signal recognition particle, endoplasmic reticulum targeting
Molecular function (GO): 7S RNA binding; endoplasmic reticulum signal sequence receptor activity
Source: RefSeq, a predicted model, not a curated record
CGCUUCCGGUUCCGGCGCCAUUUCCGGGCCGCUGGCUGCGCCGGGUGGGGGUGGUAGCGACAUGGUGCUGCUGGAGAGCGAGCAGUUUCUGACGGAGCUGACGAGGCUGUUCCAGAAGUGCCGCACGUCGGGCAGCGUCUUCAUCACCCUCAAAAAAUAUGAUGGUCGAACAAAACCAAUCCCACGGAAGGGCCACAUAGAAGGAUUUGAGCCAGCGGACAACAAGUGUCUUCUGAGGGCAACAGAUGGGAAAAAGAAGAUUAGCACUGUGGUAAGCUCAAAGGAAGUAAAUAAAUUCCAGAUGGCCUAUUCCAACUUGCUAAGAGCCAACAUGGAUGGCUUGAAGAAGAAAGACAAGAAAAGCAAAAACAAGAAAAGUAAAGCAACGCAGUGAGGGAAUGGAACGUCUCCCAUCAAUGCAAUUCAUUCAGAUACUUGCCUUCAGUAAAGUCCAUUUCUUGAGUUACCUUUGGCUUUACAUCCAGCAGAAUACUGGGAUGUGACCAAUAGUCUUCUAAACUGGAGGCAAAGAGUGCUUUCUGUGGAUUCCUGUAUAGUGGGAGUAUUUACUGUGUUAUACUGAAAUAGUUUCACUCAGCUGCCAACUAGUUUUGUACUUGUAUUGCUGUUCUAUUUUGUAUUUUAACUUGAGAUGGGAGGGAGGCAGCAGAGAAGGAGAGAGGCCUGGUCACAAGGAAACGCCAGGACAGGAUCUUGAGUCUCUGUGACUGAAAGCCUAGUAUGAACUACUGGGAAAGUGGA